Messenger RNA from Dendrobium catenatum, 2334 nucleotides. RefSeq names its product putative WEB family protein At4g17210. Lineage: Eukaryota; Viridiplantae; Streptophyta; Magnoliopsida; Asparagales; Orchidaceae. The record is from RefSeq and is a predicted model, not a curated record. The coding region runs from base 356 to 1990 and encodes 544 amino acids. The transcript is spliced from 3 exons.
UCUCCACCAAAUGUAAAGCACGCGGACUGGGCUCGGUGUUGAGUUCUUCAGUGCUCACUGUCAUAGACUUCAUUGGGGGCAUCGAUCGAAGUUUAAUUUUGUCUUUGAUGGCGAUCAAAACCUCGCAUUCCUGUCUCUUGUUCUCCGUGAUGACCAAAUCCUCUACUACAUUUCUAGUUUCCUCCGCUGAUUGGCUUUCUGGUCGCUUCACUCCGCUGUUACCUUUCCUCCCGAUUCAUCUGCGUUGUUUUAGUUUGCCCGAUGAGGUAGAGAAGAGCAAAAAAAGAGACAUUUUUUGGUUUGCAAAGGUCAGGAGAUGCUAUUUGUUAUAUGAAUCCUUGAGUUAAGAAAAGAAAUGGCGGAAAUGGCGGAGAUGUAUACAAAGACAUUUGAAUCUGUGCAAGCAGCAAUAACUUUGUUCGAGCAAAAGAUAGAUCCUAAAAUAUGCAGCACUAGCAGCAGUAAGGAAGAGAGAGGAGAAUUUUUUAAGGAUUUAACAGAUGACAAUUUGCUGCUACAUGAAAAAAGCCUGGCUUUUUUCGAGUUUGAUGCAUCUUCUAAGAACCCUGAGGAAUUAUUGGCCUUGUUAAAGCUGUAUAAAGCUGAAAGGGACAAUUAUAAGGAGAAAUUCAGAAAAUCACAAGCUCUCUUUUUAGAAUAUGAGAAAGGAAAUCAUUUUUUUCAUUCUUACAGCAAUUUAGAAGCUGAUGAAUCAAGGACUGCUACUCAGAGGAAAGCUGAAAUGAUGAAGACAGAACUAAAUCUGGAGGAAGGAAAUAGCCAGAAGCUUUGGAUGCACAAUUCAGAGAUUAAAAAAGUUUUCCUUUUAUCUCAAGUGUCAAAUAUAGAUGCAAAGAAGGAUAGCCCUGCAUUCUGUACUCCUAAUGCAGAAAAUUUUCUGUCACAUAUACAGCUAGAGGUUCUUAGAAGGCACUUGGAUGAAAUGGAGGAUAUGGAGAAUGAACUGUUGAAACAGAUUAUAAUUUCUGAAUACUUACAUAUGGAAUUAAAGCAGUCCAAAGAGGCACAAACUAUUUUCUCAAAAGCUGUUUUAAGCGCCACGAAUGAAUUGGACCUUGUUAAAUCAGAGAAUGAGCGCAUGAAGCAAGUCAACUCUGAGAGUGAAUAUUACAUUCUUCAGAUUGAAGAGGAAGGUGAAAGAAUGAAAGAAGUGCUUGAUAUCUCAGCUGUGAAGAUAAAGGCUAUAAAUAGCCAGAUUGAGAUGCUUGUGAGUGAGAUUCAGAGGAUGCAACAAGAAAUUUCUAAGAGCAAGAACAAGGACUUAGAAUUUCAGUCAAAUGCUGCUAUUCUCACAUCUGAGCGUCAUAAUUCUUCUGCUGCCAAGGAUUCAGAAGCAAGGUCUAUGUCGUCGCAAGCACGAUUGAACCAGGCAAUCCAAAAUCUAGCAGUAGAAGCCGAGGAAGCGAAAACCGAAGUACGAAGACUGGCUGAGUAUAAUAAAGUAGAGACAGAAAAAGAAGAAGAUAGAUCUAAUAAGAAAUCUGCAUUCAAUGAUGCAGAUGCUGGUUCCAAUGGGUUUUGCACAGGCAUUACAAUCUCAAUGGAAGAAUACGAGUUUUUAAUCCAGAAGUCAGAGAUGGAAGAUAACAGGAAGUGUGAACCUACUGAUGACUCUGAGCUUAACAAGUUGAAAAUAGAACUGGAAGAUAAGAAUGGAGAAAUAAGUGAGCUGAGAUGCAAAUUAGAAGAGACCGAGAGAAGAGCUGAGUUGGCAGAGAAAGCCAAAGUAGCAGUGGAGAGUCAGCUCAGGAAGUGGAGGGAGCAGCGGCAGCUGAGAAGAGCUGCUUCAGAUGCAGUAAAAGAGUACUGUGCUACCAAAAACGAAGCUAACAAACAGCAUGAGAAGCCUUUGUUGUCUAAACUGGCUUGCAUAAACCCUGAGUCUCAUCCAAGAAGGAGCGUUUCCAGGCAUGAUGGAAGAAAAUCAAGGUACGUUCCGCUCGGUAAACUUCUAAAAAUAAAGUUUUAGGUUUCAUUUGAGACGGCUUUCUUCUUGCUUUCUAAAACAGUUUCUAGUACAAAUAUUUUUUGAAUUUAAAUUUUUUGUACGAGAGAGCCGUUUUAAAAAGUUGUAUGAAAGCUGUCCCAAACAAAGCCUUAGUUAUCUUGAUGUGAAUGAGACCUUUGAAUCAGGAAGAGUUUGGCUCCAAUGGAAGUUAUGAAUUUGCUCUUUGCCAAAUUUAAUCCAUUUCAAAUAACAUAUUUUUAUUGUUCAAAGGACCUUUUUCUUGUAUUGCCUGAUGUACUAACAUUCUAUAUUCAUGUUUCAACUUAUUUGCAUAGCAUGUACUGCCUUUCAAUAAGAUAAGCUUA